Messenger RNA from Colletes gigas, 1618 nucleotides. RefSeq names its product E3 ubiquitin-protein ligase RNF8-like. The record is from RefSeq and is a predicted model, not a curated record. The coding region runs from base 171 to 1598 and encodes 475 amino acids. Gene Ontology annotation, molecular function: protein binding. The transcript is spliced from 4 exons. Lineage: Eukaryota; Metazoa; Arthropoda; Insecta; Hymenoptera; Colletidae.
GGGGACUACAUUUUGUCAAAGGUUGUACUUAUUUCCGUGUAUUGUAAAGUUAUUUUAUUACUGACAUGCGUUCUUAUGGCACUUCAUAAAGAAGCCAAUACAACCAAGGAAAAGAAUAGGUUAUUCGAUGAUUAUUUUCAGUCCUGUUUACUAAAGUGUCAAUUUGCGUAAUGGAGGGUUCAAAAGUGGAAAAAAGAUUAAUAUUAGACGAUUCCGAUGCAAAACCUCUUGAACCCAUUUUAGUAAGGAUUGACAAAAGUGGAUGUGCACCUAAUGACAUUGACAUUGAUAAAAAUGAGUUUAAAAUUGGUCGUGCGAGGGACAACGACGAAAUUAUUUUAGACACAAUGAUAUCUAGAAAGCAGUGUAUGUUUAGGUGUGAAGGAAACGAAGAAUGGACCAUUAAGGACAUAAGUUCUUCUACUACGUUUCUGAACGAUACUCCUCUGAUUUUUGGAUCGAGUCAAAGGAUCUAUGAUGGGGACAUUGUUCAGUUUAGUACAAGCAACCAAUUUAGGUAUAUGUUUACUCUUGUUAUCAAAGAAGAACAUAGAAGUAAAAGACCUAAGUUGGAAGAACAGAUAAUGGACAAUGUUUUCAUAGAGCAAGAGACGUUUUCAAAAAAUCAGGAAUGUCAGAAAAGAGUUUUAAAAGACAAAUUAGAGACAAAACAAAAGGAACAAGAUGAAUUGAAACAGCAAUUAGAGCACCUUUUAAGUCAGCAAAAUGCUACAAAGGAGAACACUGAAGAUUUGAAGAAACAAAUUAUAAUAUUAGAAAGCAAAAUAGAAAGUGGUAAUGUUCAAGAGCAGCAUUUGCAAGUGAUAUAUGCCGAACUGUUAGAGAAAUUAGAAAACGAAAGAGUACAAUUUGAAAAACGAUUAAAUGAUGAAAAGCAAAAAUGGCAGGAAGCAUUGAACGUUAGUAAACAAGAAAAAGAAACAUUAGAAAUUAAAAUGAAAGAGCAGAUGGAAAAAUGGAGGGAAGAACAACAGGCUGAAUGGAAGAGUGUUAUGGAAAACAGAGUUAAAGAAGAGAAAAAUAUACAAACUCAGUUAUUAAAUGAAAAAACAGUCUUGGAGGAGAAACUAAAAGAAAUUGAAAAAACUUUAAAAGAACAGGAAGCUAAAGCAGAAACAGUACAGAAUAAUGUUGCAGGACCUUCUGAAAAUGUUAAUGAUAGUUGUAUACUUUUAGAAUUUGUAAACAAUCCUUCAGAAUAUCAUAUCUUUGAUACUAUAGAUUUAACUUUGCCUACUCAGCUUAGUAUAGAUAACAAAGAAAGAGAAAAUGUACUUGAUAAAGUUAGCGAUAUAAUGAAUGAACAAUUAACGUGCAGCGUAUGUUCAGAAUUAUUUGUGGAAGCAACAACACUAAGUUGUAUGCAUACAUUCUGUCAACAUUGUAUAAAAACGUGGAUCAAAAAACGAAAAGAAUGUCCUGUGUGUAGAGCACCAGUGGCAUCAAUGAAUAGGUCAAUAGUUCUUGAUAAUUUUAUUGAAAGCAUGUUAGAGAAUUUACCCACUGAUCUCAAAGAAAAGAGGAAUGAGGUCGUGGAAGAAAGAAAAGCAAUGAAGCGUAAAAAGAAAAUUCGUUGAAACAUUUCUACGAAAAAAGA